Molecule: messenger RNA, 844 nt
Organism: Lucilia cuprina (Australian sheep blowfly)
Lineage: Eukaryota; Metazoa; Arthropoda; Insecta; Diptera; Calliphoridae
Product: serine protease 1-like
Exons: 2
Coding region: 18-833 (271 amino acids)
Biological process (GO): proteolysis
Molecular function (GO): serine-type endopeptidase activity
Source: RefSeq, a predicted model, not a curated record
UUAUUUCUUAAAGAACUAUGAAAAUUCUUGUAGUAUUAGCUUUAGUGCUGGCUUGCGUUUCGGCUGCCAGUAUACCCGAAACUCCUGUUUUUCUUAAAGACUUAAAACCUGCUAAAGUUAUUGAGGGACGUAUAACUAACGGUUAUGAAGCCUAUCCCGGUCAAUUCCCCUACCAAGUUGGUCUUUCACUAUCAUUUGGUGACUAUGACUCGUGGUGUGGUGGUUCAUUAAUUGGCAAUUCCUGGGUUUUGACAGCUGCCCACUGCACAGAUCGUGUGUUGUCGGUAACUGUUUAUUUGGGAAGCACUACACGCACUGUUGCUCAAGUUAAUCUCACUGUUGACUAUAAUUCUAUUUUCCAACAUACUGGCUAUAAUCCCAGAACCUUUGCCAAUGAUAUCUCUUUAAUCAGAAUUCCCGAAGUUUCUUAUACCGAUGAAAUUCAACCCGUUAAGCUACCAUCUCUUUCUGAAUCAUAUUCCAACUAUGCUGGCACUUGGGCCACCGCUUCUGGUUGGGGAUUGGAUCAAGAUUAUGGUUCAGUUACAGAGACUUUGAAUUAUGCCCAUCUUUUAGUUAUUCCUAAUGCUGAAUGUGCUAGAACUUACGGCUCAAUGAUUACCAAUAAUAUACUUUGCGUUGCCACACCUAGCGGCACAUCCACUUGUAAUGGUGAUUCUGGCGGUCCUUUAGUUUCCGACUUUACCAGAGAACUCAUUGGUGUAACAUCUUUUGGUUCGUUAGCUGGUUGUCAAAUUGGUUAUCCAGCUGGAUUUGCACGUGUAACCACUUACUUGGAAUGGAUUAGGCAACAUACUGGUAUUUCGUAUUGAUUAAUGUUAUU